AUGCCAAGUGUGGCUGUAAAACUCUACAGCGUAUUCUUCAAGUUCCUCUUGAAGCACCGUUUACAAAACCGGAUUCAAGCCCAACCCGAUAACUUUAACUCAUUCGGUAUCACUUCACGGCCCGAAGAAUCCGUCGCUAACUCUAACCCUUCUUUCACCGACGGCGUCGCCACCAAAGACAUUCACAUCGAUCCUUUCACUUCUCUUUCCAUUCGAAUCUUCCUCCCUCAAUCUGCACUUUCUCCACCCGAGCCUCAUUCCAAACCUAAGUCUAACCCUAAACAACUAGAUCCCGAGCCUGGAUCUGUUCGGCGAAGUAGCUAUGGUCCUCCCUUCAGGGAAGAGCUCCGAGGGAAUGGUUUUGGAGGUAGUAAUGGUGUUGAGGGUUUGAAUUUGAUGGGCGCUGGUGUUGUUACUGGUGCUGGAUUGUACCGGGGGUACUCGCCGGCGCUGGAUAAUCGACGCAGGAAGUUGCCAGUGAUGUUGCAGUUUCAUGGCGGUGGUUGGGUUAGUGGGAGUAAUGAUUCCGUGGCGAAUGAUUUGUUUUGUCGGCGGAUCGCAAAGCUUUGUGAUGUGAUUGUGAUUGCUGUUGGGUAUAGGUUGGCGCCGGAGAGUCGGUAUCCGGCCGCGUUUGAGGAUGGGUUGAAGGUGUUGAAUUGGUUGGCGAAGCAGGCGAAUUUGGCUGAGUGUAGUAAAUCUAUGGGGGUUGGUGGAGGAAGCCAUGGUGGCGGCGGUGGUGGUGAGUUUAACAAAUCAGAUAAUCAUAGACAUAUUGUUGAUUCUUUUGGUGCUUCAGUGGUUGAGCCUUGGUUGGCUAGUCAUGGAGAUCCAACAAGAUGUGUUCUUCUUGGAGUGAGCUGUGGUGCGAAUAUUGCAGACUAUGUGGCUCGAAAAGCUGUGGAAGGAGGCAAGCUUUUUGACCCUGUCAAGGUGGUAGCGCAGGUUUUGAUGUAUCCAUUUUUUAUUGGUAGCGUGCCCACGCGUUCGGAAAUAAAAUUGGCAAACUCCUACUUUUAUGACAAGGCUAUGUGCAUGCUUGCAUGGAAACUUUUCCUACCCGAGGAAGAAUUUAGUUUGGACCAUCCAGCUGCUAAUCCCCUGGUCUCAGGCCGGUCUCCUCCUUUAAAGUUGAUGCCUCCGACAUUGACAGUGGUGGCAGAGCAUGACUGGAUGAGGGAUCGUGCCAUUGCUUACUCAGAGGAGCUUCGGAGGGUGAAUGUUGACGCACCUGUUCUUGAGUAUAAAGAUGCAGUGCACGAAUUCGCAACACUUGAUGUACUUCUCAAAAGCCCUCAGGCCCAGGUUUGUGCGGAGGACAUUGCCAUCUGGGCCAAGAAAUAUAUUUCACUUCGAGGUCAUGAAUUCUCGUAUUGA
Messenger RNA from Lathyrus sativus (Indian pea), 1374 nucleotides. Lineage: Eukaryota; Viridiplantae; Streptophyta; Magnoliopsida; Fabales; Fabaceae. The record is from the annotation of a GenBank genome assembly.